GUGAAGGCUGGAUCAACCUGCAGGUAUGCAACAGGAGCCAGUAACCUAAAACUAGAGAGCAGGAGAAUUUACAUUAUCACAUGGAAUCAUUUCAUCCUGUAGCUGAAUGCAGGCAGACUGACUGACAUCGUCGAGCUGUCGACUGCAAAGAUGGAGGGUAAAACCAUAUUUUUACAUCAGAAAGGUGUGUUUAUGAUGUGUAGCUAACAUAGGAAUAAUUUACAUGAAACUGUUGCACAUAACAAACCCUGUCAAUCACUCCGAAACGUAUUUGAGUGAAUCUGUGGAGAUGCUCUGGAAACCAGACUGGGGUGGGAGGUUAAUGAGAGGGAUUGUGAGGAUCAGCGGAGGACAGCGCUGGCUUAACUAUGUGAUGGCUCCUUUCAAAGCUCAUCCUUAACUUGUCGUGACUUGAAGUUGUGCCUCGGGUUGUAAUUUACUCUUUCAUAUAUUUCCUGUCACUGGUUUAGGUGAAAAUAAGGCAGUGUUUGUUGUGUCUGUAUGAAGUAACGGUGGCUCAGUGGGCAGCGGGGCCUCUUUGAGGAAGAACACACACACUAAACUGUGCUGUCAAAACAGAAAAUUGAAAAAAACUAAAAAGAGGAUUUGAAGUGUUCUGUAAUAUCUCCAAACAACAAUCACCUGCUACUUUGUCAGUACAUGACAUUUAACAUCACAUCACAGUCUCGCACAUUAUUUUCAGCCUGAAUCUGCGAUGCAAUCUAAAAAUAUUUUGUCAGACAAAAGUCUGUUAUGCUCAGGAAGAGUGUCUUUUAACAAGGUGGAGGGCAAUGAGAGCACAGCUUUCAUGCUGAGAAGAAAGUGGGAAGGCAAACAGAUAAGAAGAGUGUGUGUGUGUGUGUGUGGGGGGGGGCUUGUUUGUCCUAACAUAAGAAAGUUCCCAUUAUUCAAAUCAUUGGAUUUUAAGUUUAAGAAAUGUUUAAGGGGUAAGGGUAAUGUUAAGGUUUAGGUUAGGGUUCAGUUAGGUCAAGGUGUAGGUUAAGUUUAAGUAAGGUUAAGAUUAGGUUAAGGAUAGGUUAAUGUUAAAGUGUGUGUGUGUGUGUGUCAAGGUGGGAUUUAACCCCUACAAGCACAGAGAAUUGGUUCAGUCAUCAUGACAGGGUGUUUAGGUAUGUUAAUAGCAUCUGAUGAGGCCAGAGACCACAUAAACCGUUGUUGUUGUGUGUGUGUGUGUGCGCGUGGAUGUGUGUGCUGGCAACCUCGACUCAAAUAAUCGGAAGGGUAUCACUUGCAUCCUGUUGCUGUAUUGUUUCCAUAGUGACAGCCAAUUGUCUUGAAGACACUUCACCUCCCAGGGGAUACCCUAAGUGUGUGUUUGUAUGCUUGUGUGUGUGUGUGUUUCCACUGACCUUUCUAAUAAUGUUAAUUCUCCAUCGCACUGUCAUUCAUAUGAGACUCAUCACCAUCAAUUAUACAGCAAACAGACAGAGCGUAGGCCAAGACGAAUUUAAAUACACUGACAGGCUGCGGUUAAAUGACGCCAUGAGUAUUCAAUGCUCUCUCUCUCUGUCUCUCUCUGUCUGUCUGUCUGUCUGUCUGUCUGUCUGUCUGUCUGUCUGUCUCUCUCUCUCUCUCUCUCUCUCUCUCUCUCUCUGUCUCUCUCUGUAUGUCUCUCUCUCUCUGUCUCUCUCUCUCGCUCUCUCGGACCCCUGGCCGUUAGAGAGGACUGCGUUUAAGCUUCAAAGACCAUGAUUCGUGUUAAGAGACACACACAUAGACACACACGAUAGAAACUGACACACAGAGCAUGAAUCUAGCAGCAGUGUUUGGUUUCUAUGUGUGUUUCCCCACAGAGCUCCACCUUCCCAUGACAGCACUGCAGGACCAGACAGAGGAGGAGCAGCCACCCACUGUCAAGAAUCCCUCCAACGGAAACGUGGCAGAUAAAACCGGCCGCUACGACAUCGGAGAGCUAGCCACUUCCUCUUUGAUCGGUCUGGUGGCCACGAUAAAGGACCAUAUCACCAAGCCGACAGCAAUGGCUCAGGGGCGAGUCGCUCACCUGAUUGAGUGGAAAGGUUGGGGCGGAGGCGGCGAGGCCGGGGGACGUGGAGGCGGCUGGGCAUGUGGGAAAGGAGGAGGAGGCUGGGGGGCUGAGCUGCAGGAGGAUGAACAAUUCUACUCUCAAAUGACGGACGAAAUCAAGGAGGCUCGCUUCGCUGCAGGAGUGGCGGAGCAGUUUGCCCUGGCUGAGGCGUCUAUGCAUGUGUGGUCACUGAACGACAACAUAGAUGAGCCCUCCACCAGCUUACAAGCAGCACCGAGCCACUUCUUGUCCCAGUUCCUGCUGGACGGAGGCAGCAUCGGCAUUCCCCAGCACCUGUACAGCAUCCACACCCCGGCUUACGGCAACAGCAGGGCAGCCAACCUGGUCCCCCUGCCACAGGUCGACCCAAUCUCCCCAACAUCAGCCACUCAGCAGGACAAAGAUCACCACCCUUUUGAGGACAGAAGCACUGUGACUGCAGAAGCUGCUGUCCGACACGUGGACAGCAGUUCGCUAUCCGAGGACGAUGUCUUUUAUAACUAGCAGGAAAACAAACCGGCAAUCUCGCUGGCAAACUCUGAAAUGAUCCUCACUGAGAGGUCUCACCACCACAGUGACGGACGCAGAAAGUAACUAAAGACAUCUGUGAGCUAUAUGCAGAGGAAAUGAAAGAUUUCUAGAGCCUGGUCUUCAGAUAUUAAGACUCUCAACUCUGUGAAUGUGUACAGUUCUACUGUUACAUUUUAAUUUUCUAUUCAUUGUACAUAUCAUAUGUUGGACUGAACAGUGAAGAGUCAAACAGUACUGGUGUAAAUAUGUCACAUAUUGUUAUAAAAUAUAAAUUUGAAUACA
Hippoglossus stenolepis (Pacific halibut) is the source of this 2860-nucleotide messenger RNA. RefSeq names its product family with sequence similarity 131 member C (gene fam131c). The coding region runs from base 1769 to 2551 and encodes 260 amino acids. The transcript is spliced from 5 exons. The record is from RefSeq and is a predicted model, not a curated record. Lineage: Eukaryota; Metazoa; Chordata; Actinopteri; Pleuronectiformes; Pleuronectidae.